Odontomachus brunneus is the source of this 12322-nucleotide messenger RNA. Its product is annotated as T-lymphocyte activation antigen CD86-like. Gene Ontology annotation, cellular component: neuron projection membrane. Bases 3068 to 3925 code for a protein of 285 amino acids. Gene Ontology annotation, biological process: synapse organization. Lineage: Eukaryota; Metazoa; Arthropoda; Insecta; Hymenoptera; Formicidae. The transcript is spliced from 7 exons. The record is from RefSeq and is a predicted model, not a curated record.
GACCGCACGCGCCUUUGCCGCGCUCGCGAGCACGAGGUGCCCGAGCUCUCUCGUCCCUCUCACCCCCGUGGUCUUUCGUUCCCGAUCACCGCAGCAUUCCGCGGAAGGACGGAUCAAUCCUGCGGAUUUCGCGCGCGGCCAGAAUCAAGCGACUCGCGCUCGCCACGAGAUCGGCGAGAUCGCACCACGACGAACACGAAGGACUACGACCACGAGCACGGAGACGAGAGCGAGGACGACUGUCGGAGAUCGCGCUGGUCGCGCGAAAAUUGCGAGUCGCUCGCACUUUUGCCUAAGGAUGACGGAGGACGCGAUUAUCGGCAGUGUUGUGGGGCUACGCAAGGAACCGGCGUGUUUGACAAGUGAUCAGUGAGCGGCGAUUCUCAGCGAUUUUCAUUUAGUGCUACGUGAGCGAGGGUGAGCGCGGUCAGUCAGUGCGGAGUGGCCACGCAACAAUAGGCAGGAAGCCACCUCUUGAGAGAAACUGCCUUGAGAGAAACUGUUUCCGGGGGCCAUGAUAAUGCCGUGCAACGGCGGUGGCAGGCGGCGGUGAAAGAAAUUCAGUGAAAUCGAAGAUCUAGGAUUAACUGGCGAUUAAUGUACAACGCCACUUCGAGUUAAUGGAGCGCGGCCAACGAAAGGGGAGGCACGCGAUGACAUGCCACCAGCUGAAGACGGAGGUUCCUUGAGCCUGGAUUAGACGGCCGCUUAAAAUCCGAGCAUACUCCCGUCUUCAACCAGGAUCGAUCGAAUCAUCGGCGUACCUCGAGGAGAACCAAACUUCGUGCGCGCGGGAGAGCAAGAGAGCGAGAGAGAGAAAGAGAGAGAGAGAGAAAUACUCCAAUCACGUGCGCUGCUCGCAAAUCCGCGCAAAUCGGGGAAUCGCAGUUCUCCAUGAUAGCGGAUCGGCUGAGGAGGUGGGAGAAGAGGAAAAUCGUGGGAAAGAAAACAGCUAGGUCGCCCUUAAUCCCGAAUGAUCAAAGACUCGACCGACACUGCUGAGGACAGAUUUAUUCUGUGUCGCGCGGAUAUUUGAGAGGCUGUGUGGCUGUCACGGCGCCCCGAGUUCCCGUAAGCGAUGUGCCUCCCAGUGAAUUAAAGCGGCGUACCACGGAUAACCGAUCGUUUUGGGACAAUCGAUAAUGCCGGAUCGUAAAACUCCGUGCGGGGCACGCCGCGUGUCUGAUAAAUAAUGCAAUUCCGCUAUCGGGAGGCUCGGUGUCUCGGGCCGGUGUGAAACGGAAAACGAACUACUGGGAAUCACCCUCGGUGUGCCCGAGGAGAGAGAGAGAGAGAACGGCAAAGAGAGGGAGAGUUGUCGGAGGGCCUCGCGUGAGUUACGACGCAUCGUGGUGUGUGUGCGUGCGUGGUGUGUAUACAGACUUUAUGAAAUUGACCCGGAGUGGUUAAGCGCCGCGGCCGAAGAACUAGCAGCGACUCGAGGAGGAGGAGGAGGAGCUUAACAGGUGCGUGUACUAUCCGCGAUAAGUGAUCGUGCGUGCUCUCGACGGGGGUGCGUCAAAAAGUGCGGAUACUUCUCACUCGUAUUCCCCGACGGUCUCGAUUCUCCACGGCGACAUCGGCGGCGAUUGAAAUAGUGUCGAUUUCGUAUCCGGUAAAUAUUUGUCACGCGUACUCGAAAUCGAAUAGUUUAACACGGUGCGGAAGCGUCGUCUCGUCGCGAUUCAGAGCUCGCUUGACGAGGAAACGCAAAAAAACAAGGACUCUCUAUAUAGACACGCGAUAUCAAACAGAGCUCGUACAAAAGGCCCCGCGAACACAUGCGCCGGGACGCAUAAAUCGCGCCAGCCGUACGUGCAAUUAAGAAGUAAAUCGGGGAGCCGUAAUUAACGCGGUAGCUAAAGUACGAAGACGCGCAUACCCGGUGGUAAUUAAUUACUUUCAACGUGAGUUUAGAAAAGUCCUCUGUCGGAUCCUCCGGGGAGUCAUUAAGUGGACUUGAAGAGCGGCGCGUAACUCAUGAAUAGGAGCGUAUAGCGCGAGUAAAUUUCUAGGAUAGUCCUAAUUACUGGGGCAAGGAAGUUAUAUGAGGCUCGCGGCGCAGCUGCGAAGAAUCGUUUCGCGUUUGCACGGGAGUCCGGAAAAUCGCGGAGAUAUACGAGGGAAGGGGACACGUUGACGAUUCGAAAGUGCUCCGAGAGAGAAAGAGAGAAGAAGGAAAGAGGACGGAGAAAGAGAAAAUCAACCUCAUUUUCGUGCCCAGAUAUUCCGAGCGAAUCAGAACGCGGACGGUGCCAUGUGCGCCUCGUCAGACAGACAGUAAUCGCGUUAGGACCGUUGCAAAUUCGUACGUGGCGAGUCGACUGUUCGCGAACGAGCUUCUCGCAGACUCCGGCGAUACGCCUGCGAUAAGGUCGUUUCCUGAUCCGCGAACUACGAGCAUCUCGACGGAGCACGUGAAGAUUCGGGUGUUCUAGGUUUUUUGCACGAUAGAGGCGACAACCGUCGCGAAAUCGUAAACACAGGAGACUCGAACCGUUAUCAGGGUUGUCGGACGGAAACACCAACAAAAACACACGCGGCACAGUCGCGUCGCAAAAACAAUCAUUAACCGUCAAAGUGCGACAGUCCUUGACGAGACGUCGCGCCGACGACACGCGUGACUCUCGGCUGGUUCUUUCCUCUCGAAUCGUUAACGAGCGCGAGGAGUCACACAGAGAAAGUGAGAUCUCUGCGGGGGAAACGCGUCAUCCGUUCAUCUCGAGUUAUUUCGCAGCGGAAAUAUUCGGCCGUGAACUUGGUGCGCGAAGCAGUGGUGUCAUCGUCGGUAAAACGACACAAUCGAUCGACGAUUGUUACCGCGAGGCAUGACGGUCCUUAUCGAGACUGUCGUGAUGUGAUGUGUCGCGGGCAGGUACGAGUGGCGUUCACGAUCGGUCACGAGAGAAUGACGGUGACGUACGCGGAUGUUGUGCUGUGCCGGGACGCUGCAGUGAGUAACUGUCUAUAAAAACGACGAGAGUGCGACAACGGGAUCAUUUUCGUCGUCGUCGUCGUCGGGAGGGUGAGAACAGAGCCGCCCGACAUCGCUCGCAGAGACAUCAGCAUGAGGGAUCAUCGAGGAGGAUGGUUGCGCGCUGCGCUGCCUCUGAUAACGUUCCUCUACCAUCAGACGGAAUGCGCGGCCAAGAACGGAAGAUCGGUGGUGGAGCACCAUCCUGCGUCCUCUUAUUGGGAGCAGGGACCCUUUAGUCAGCCUUACUUCGACAACACGACAAGGAGAGAGACCACAACCACCGUCGGGCAAUCCGCUUACCUGCACUGCAGGGUGCGCAAUCUUGGCGAUCGCGCGGUUUCGUGGAUCAGGCAGCGGGAUUUGCAUAUUCUCACUGUCGGCAUUCUAACGUACACGAACGACCAGCGUUUUCAAUCGCUGCACAGCGAUGGCAGCGACGAGUGGACCCUGAAGAUCAGCUCGCCGCAAGUGCGGGACAGCGGGAUCUACGAGUGUCAAGUCUCGACGGAACCCAAGAUCAGUCAGGCGUUCAACCUGAGCGUAGUAGUCUCGAAGGCAAAGAUCAACGGCAAUUCGGAGCUCUACAUCAAAAGCGGGAGCGACAUCAAUCUGACCUGCAUCGUGCUGCAAACGCCGGAGCCACCAUCCUUCAUCUAUUGGUAUAAGGGCGACAACGUGAUAAACUACAGUCAACGAGGAGGCAUUAGCGUCGUGACGGAGAAGCAAACGCGAACGUCACGUCUCCUGAUCAGCAGAGCGCUGCCGGCCGAUUCCGGCAAUUACACCUGUGCGCCAUCCACAGCCGAGUCGGCCAGCGUCCUCGUCCACGUGCUCAAUGGGGAGCAUCCGGCGGCCAUGCAGCACGGGAACUCCAGCAACAGUGGCGCGGCCACGAGGACGCUGGCGUUGCUCCUGUUGCUCCUGCACGCCGGCUCCUUCGCGAGGUGACUGGUCGAUCACGAGGAGUUGCAGUGAGGGAGUACGGCCGACGAGAUAGUUUCACCUAGGCGAUCGAGACGACAAAGGGUGAUGCGAAGGGAAAAUCAAGGGGAGACCGCCAUCCCCGCUGACCACUCGCCACGGACUCCGUAAAUCAGGCCGAUCUUCUUUUCCUCCGUACCGCGAUCGACUCGCCGGAGCGGGCGUGUGCGCGAAGAGAGACGGAAAAACGGACGCAGGGCGGAUUGUGCUCAACAGCCGCGGCGUGUGCGGGGGAGCACGAGAUUUCCAGCACCCCUUGCUCGCUUCCGGAGCGCGAGGCUUCACCGGCGAGGCGCCGGUUGACUCGUUACCCUCAAGCAGCCCUCGUGUGCCACGCGUUCGCGUGGCGGGACUUGACGGGGGCUGAUCGAUUCGUCCGCGGCGAACUUUUUCCUUCGCGCGAUCGGCUGAAUCGCGAGAGCGUGUGCUCGUGGAUGUGCUCGCAAAAUCGGAAAACGCGCGCGGAAGUUUGAUGGCGCUCGCGGAUGACUCGAGACGCGUAAACGGGCGAGGCGUGCGAAGACGAACAGGAGCGAACUGCAGGAACGAGGCAACGUGACGUGUCUUCCACGGGAACGAAUGACUUCCCUCUCACGUCGACGGUCGCGGCGACGGAAUUAGCAUUUCUUUUCCCUGGGCGCGGGCAUGAGUAGAGAGACGUGAAGAAAUCUAUCCAUCUAUCUAUCCAUCCAUCUAUCUAUUUAUCAAUCUAUCUAUUUAUCUAUCGGGGGAAAACGAGGCUUGACUUUGAGCGCAGAGCCCGCAGUGAGGUAAGAACCAGCGUGUUUUCGUGCACCCGGUCGGACCAGCGUGACCCAGAUACGCCUGCAAAACCAUCUCGUGGAAUUCCACUCAAUUUCUAGUCGCCGGAUGCGGUGCUGCUUCUUCCGCGAAGAACAAAUAUUUUGAGGUUCGCGCGCAAACUUACCAGAUGUAUGUAUGUAUGUAGCGGCUCUCUAUACCCCGCGUCGCCGUGUCACACGGCCGUCUUGUAAGCCGCCGGAUGCGCGCUCCGAGAGAACCCGCUGAAACUUUCCGCGUUGCACCGGCUUUCGCCCUCGGAUGCAAUUCCUUUUCAAUCGGCUGCGGAUCAGCCCGUGCAUGCCGCGCGUAAUCUCGCGCACCCCGUAAUGGAAUCCCCCCGACCCGGAACCAUCGGCGGCCGCGAGUCGAAAUUAAAAAAUAUGUCUCGCAACGCAUCUCCUCUCUUCUUAUUUCCAAACUCGAUCCGGCUCGGUGCUGUAAUCGCCUUAUACGUCUUGUCCCGCGUAACAAGCGGCAAGUGGCUUAUUUCGGCCUCCGUUAUCGUAAGAACGCGGCGGGAGGGAGGGGAAUAAACGAGCAUGGAGAGACAAAUAGAUUUGUCACGCUCGGGGACCGCUUCGAAGAUCUUUUGACGACUCUCGUUGGAUUAAGCGCGCGUCCUGUCGCAUAAAUAUUUUUUUUAACCCCGUCCCCCACCUCUCUCUCUCUCUCUCUCUCUCCUUUCUUUCUGUCUUUCUCUUUCUCUCUCUCUUCACGCCGCCUGCCCGACAGACCAAGCGGAAACGGCUACGACAAUAAUCGCGCUUUUCGCCGGGUGCGAGGAGAUGCGCGAGACGAAAAAGCUGGCGAAGUAUCUCCGAAUUAUGCGGGGCCGGCCCGCGCGAAAUUCGUAGCUCGGCUACCAUGGCACGGCCGCCGCAGUUUCGCUCGGCGUUCCAUUUGCAUCUCAGGACGCGGAGAAUUUACGAGAGAGCCCGGGGGUCGUCGAUCCCGCACGCGCGCUCGCGCGAACCACGAGGCUGUCGCUCGCGCCCCUGUGUGUGUAUGAUAGACUCGAUAAGUUAUAUAACUAAACUCUCGACGUAUCAUCGUUCGCGAGAGGGAAAUAUAUUGGCGUGGUCGAUACAGGGCGAGUCGAUGUGGCACGUCGUCUCGACGUAGCCGAGAUACGAUCUUAAUUAUGCUAAACCAAGGCACGCGCGCGCGAGAUCGUGCCUUUAAUUGCAGACGCUGUUUCUGUUAAUUAAGCGUGCUUCUUUCUCGCGAUCGAGCGGCUUGGAGCGGCCGCUCAUUCGCUCCCACUUCCGCGAUUUUCUUAUCUCCGCGAAUGGAGGACACGGUUUCACCCUUUUCAUUCGUGAACGUGCGCGGACAUUCUCGUGUGUGCACUCUCGGUUUUCUGAAUAUUUCGUGUGUAUCUCUGUCCCCCCUCUCCCCCCCCCGCCUCCAUCUCCUCUGGUCAUAUCUAUCGAAUCGAAUUCUCCAUUCGGGAUGAUCGAGAUUGUAUCGCCUCGCUCUAAACCGGCCGCGUACUCGCAGUUAACGCGACCAGCUGACGCGGCCGGAAUGUUCUUCGAAUAAAGUUUCGCUCGACGUUCGGUUGCGGUGGCCGGAUAGCGCCCUGCCGGGAUAUAUAUCGGUUACAAAAGUGACGUGGAAGUUUCCCUCGGAAGCAGGGGCGCGCACGUGAGCGAGCGAGCGGACGCUCUCGCGAUGUUCCGGAAGCGAUUAAUUCCAACUACUUGGGAUUUCCAUGUAUAUAUAUAUCUCUCUCUCUCAAUGAGGCCCUCCCGAUACUUCAUCCGCCUCGCCGUCGUUAAUUAGUCGCCGUCACCGCGACUCGAUUUCGAGAGUCAUCCCGCGAGUCUCUCUCCGGUUGCGCCCCGCGUGUGUCUUCGAUGCAAGCGCGACCCGGAGGAUCGCAAGUCCGAGGAGUUCGAUCGAGCUGUGAUCGAAGCGAGUCGCGACUUCGGGCUCCGGAAGCGACAAUACGACGCUCCCGCUCGGGACUUCCGGCCGAGAAGCGCGAGGGGUGGAGAAAGGGGUGGCGAAAGGCGCGCACGGUGCGGACAACGAGGGACAGUGCGCAUGGACGCGCGCGCGGACACGUUCGUCAACAUAACGUUAAGCUUUAAGUGACUAAAAGAAAAGAAAAAAAAUCGUAUCGUACUGGUCUAUCCGUGUAUACGUCUCUCCAUAGGUCUCUGACAGUGGGUUGGUCGCGACGCGUGGCAAUCCGAGGCGCUCCUCUUCGCAAAUGUAUCCUGAGUCACAAAACGGCAUAGACAUAGCUCUCGAGCGCUGACAUUUCAGCGCUUCAAGAUGUCAAAAUUGAGAGGCACUACUGACGCACUUACGCAUGAAUUGGUUAUGGCAGUACAGGAUGUGAAAGUGAAUGUGAAAGGCAAAUAUCAUAAACUUACUUUUCUUCUGAAUAAUCAUAUUUCGUGUGCAUUUAUUUUACUGUACCUACUCUGCUUGCUCAUAAAGUUAUUUGCAUAUGUUCUCUUCUUAGUUUCCCUUUAUGCAUUUCCUCGAGUACCGCUAUCGCAGCAGUAUGAGCCUAAAAUACUUUACGUGUAUUAACACGUUAUCAUGUUAUUUCAAAUUUAUUUUCACACUUUGCACUGUCACUUCAUCUCCUGUCAUAACUGAUUCAUACACAAAUGCAUACGCAGUGCUUUUCAAUUUUCACCUUGAAACAGCUUUAAUGCUCAAAAUGCAUCCAAACCGUUUUGUGAUUCAGUGGGUCACGAAACGAUUUAAACACAAUACAAUUCAGAGCGUAGCCGAUCGUCCAAUGAGAGAACCUAUUUUUUAAUAAUUCGUUCUCUUAUUGGAUCAUUAGCUGCGCUCUGAAGUUUAUUGCAUUCUAAACCGUUUUGCUACUGUACACUACAAAAAUUAUUUCUGCGCUUGGAACUAGAAUAUUCGGCACACGUGAGUUGGUUGGCAUUAUUAUAUUUUUCACUUGUGCCAAGUGAAUGGCACAAGUGUGGAAUAUAUUAGUGAGAAAGCCAAACACGUGAGCGACAAAUUGUUUGCUUAUUAUUACCAAACAUUUGGUUGAGCUUAUUUUGACCGAAUUAUAGUCCGGUAUACCAAACAAGAUUCUUUUUUUAGUGUGACCGCGGCGCAAUGAAACGCGACAUCAUUCCGUCAUGAUCACACAUACAUACACCCUUAUACACACGGAAAAAACAGUAUGGUUGGCCCACGCAUAAAUCUAGUUGUGCCAACUGGAUGCAAUAUCGAGUCUGGCUGGCACAACCAGAUUUAUGUAUGGACCAACCAUACUCUCUAAAGUACAAUCAAUGUAUUUUUUACUGAAAUAUGUAUGCUAUACUUAUAUCUGACGGUACAGUUACAAGCAUAGCACUGCAAUCAGUAAAAUCUCAAUGAAGGAGAAGAUCAGGGAAUGAUAAUAAUCAUCUCUCUAUUGACGCAUUUUGCAUACACAGACAGUGCCAUUGUACGCAAAGCGCACGGUUGAUUCUAUCGUCGCAAACGCAAAAAAUUGCAUUUGGUAUAACGUAUCGCGAAUUUAUGUAUUUUAUUACCAAUUUUUCAGUGAAGUCUUACUCCCAAUAGUCGAAAUCAACAAGAAAUGAGACGUAGAGUGGAAACGCAGUGAAGUGGAAGUGUUAUCACCGUAAUUUACUGAUCUCAUUGGUGAAACAGUCCUCUUAGUGAUUCAAUUAGAAACAUUUCUCACCGAUUCACUUUAAGAGAGCACUGUUCUUUCCCGUGCACACACACACACACACACACACACACACACACACGCACGCACACGUGUUUCGGAAUUGCACGUGGCGCGAUAAAUAUUCAACAACCAUGCGGCAAUAACGGAACUCACUGACGGCCGAGCAAAUCGAGCGGAGCGAUCAGGCGCGAUCGUUACUUAACUUCAUUCGAGCUCCUUUCCAUUCUUCCGUAAGUAGCGAAAUCACACGCCGUCGCGGACGUAACGCGAUGCAUUUUGCAUCGAAUGCUCCCCAACGGAGUAUCGGAUUUUGCCGACUAAAAAUGGCUUACGCGUGACUGUCGAGUACUGUGCCCGCUCUCUUCUCUCAGGGCGCCACUUCGCCUCCGGUGCAUCGGCGCCGUUCACGUCGGUCGCUCUAAAGAUCGUUAAUUAUGGAACACGAGAACGUAAGCGGCCGCGUAAUGGCCACGUCACGGGCGCCAAUGUGGCUGAGGUAGAGCACCGUUGUUUAAUUUCAUCGAAUCGCUCGCGCAUCGCAUUGCUCGCUGCGCUCGCCAUCACAAAUUUAGGUCCAUCGCCGUUACACGGCCGGUUAACGCCGCACUCGCUUCUGUUUAUUUUCAGAUUUGUUUUGCCGAUUGUUUCCCGGAUAACAACCAUUGACAGAGCUAUCGACGGAACAAACAGCGCGCUGACGCCAUGAAAAUUCGAUAAGGCGUGUAACAAUAAGACGCGGAAGGAGAGAUCGGUCUUUCUUUCUUCUCGAGACGGUCUCCUCCCUCUCAAUCUUUCUUUAUUCUGCCUUUCGUUCAGCGAAGAUAAUUUCCUUGUCGCGCGGUGAGAGAAUAUUAUAGUUUCUUUUUUUCGUAUAAAUUGUCUUCGAUUUUACUAUGUUUUUAAUGCAGCCAUAUACUGUCAGUAGACAGUAGCAAGAUCUCAAUCUUGCUGAGGAACACGGCAAAUUUCUUCUCAAUGGCACAUCUCAGUUCUUGAGGUGCACUCCAAAGUCUCUCUCUGAGGAAAAUUUUGCUGAAAAUCUAUAGUUCACAUUAUAUACACGAUAUGGAUUUUUAGCUAAAUUUUCUUCUUGGACAAAACCUUGGUUUGCGAACGAGAAAUAAUGAUAAAUAUUAAUUAUAAUUUUAAUCUACAUCUGAUAUAUCAGAUAAUGCCAGUUUUACCAGUAAUUGGAUUAAAAAAUGAGCCAUGUCCUAAUUAUUGAACAAUGCAGACUUAGUAAUUAAAUGAUUAUUAAAUAAUAUCACACAUUGGCAGAAUGUGAGGAAAUUUUUUUAAAUAAAAUUUCAAGUACCUUUUCAGAAAUAUUAAAUACAAAUGUAUUUUUAAUGUUUCAAUCAUUGGGACAAAGUUCAAUUAUUGAGACGUUUAUCUUAACACAUACGAAAUGAAAGAAUAACGAAUUGACGCAGAAUGUCGAUCUAUUCCUCCGUCACGAGAUUUCACAGUGAUUUUUACUAUAAAAUUCUCUCUCCGUGUGGAAAGUGUCGCUUAUCAAGGACUCCGACGCCGCCUCGAAUCCGCGCGAUUAUCAGCAGCGCGAUCGACCCACGAAUAGCCGUCGUACUGUACAUACCUUCUUGAAGUGUAAACGAUAAACGAUCGCUGUAACUCUCUUCGGCAUGACUAAGAACCACGAUGUAACUCUUACUAAUUCACGCUCCCUAGAACGACCGGGUACUUUGUUACCAUUGAAAAACACGCGUGAGUCGAAUCACGCGAGACUCUCGUCAUCGAUACUAUCGACAGCCGCGCGGCCGGAAGGAAAUCCUUUCCCGCGCCCCUUUCCCCGCGGAGCGGCGAGCUCGUUUCCCGCUCGACGGGAGGGGCAGAAGGUACACGCGUUGCGAUAUCGAGUCGUUUGAUCGUCACGAUCGUCACGGGCGAGAAAGAGGAGUUCACUCGAUAACACGCCGGACGAAUCGACCGUCAGUGUCAAAGAUCAGAGAUUCAUUAACGAAGACACGGCACAACCUUGUAAAUAAGAGAUAAGAAAGAGUGCGGAAAAAGGAAUCGCUCCCGAUCGUCGUGGAAGUUAAACGGCUCGUCCGUGCGAAUCAGGGGUGCGCAAGAUGAGCGCGCGGAAAAACUAGUUCUCAGAAGUCCCUGUUCGGACUACUCACUUUUCUCCGAUCUCUUCGCUCGCGUCUCAACGAUACGCGCGCGAACAUUAAUCCCUCCGCCACCGUGUGUGCGAAGUGCGAUCGCGUCGCUCUCUCUCUCUCUCUCUCUCUCUCUCUCUCUCUCUCUCUCUCUCCAGACUGGAACUUCAAGCUAAGAGCCACGACGCAGAGCGACGUGUUUGGGAUUUCGCGUUUGGGUUGGCAGGAGGGUCGGACCAACCGCGACGAAAUUUUGCGCACCUUUGAGCCCGCUAGUGCAAGUACUCGAGGUGCUUGAAGCGACCACUGCGUCUCUCCUGGAGGAGAAGAAACCGCGCGCGAUAACGUGGUUGUAUGUUCCUGGAGGAAGUGAAAAGUUCCCGACGAGAGAGACGCACGAUCCGUCGUCGUCGUUGAGCGCGAGAAUACGAGUUUUGAAAUAUCACCGCUACCGUCUCACACCCUCUCUUCCUGCCGCCCGUCCUCCUUUGCGCGUCCUCCUUAUCCCACUGCCCCAGAGCUCUCUCUCCGCCGACCUUUCGAUUCUUUCCUGCCUUUUCCACCCCCUGCCCCUGUCCCCGUGCUUUUUUAUACGCCGAACGAGAUCUGUCCUCGUUAGUACUUGUAAAUGGCUUUCGCGCACGCGAGAGUGCCGGCUAUUCCUAUUCUCCUGCUUCUGUAUAUUCUGAAAAGGAUAAAAGGCGAAGGAUAAAAAGAGAGAGAGAGAAGAAGAAGAAGAAGAAGAGAACGAGACGAACUCGGACGCGAGCGCGAUAAUUGACCCUCGGACGCUUUCCUCGAGCCCUCGAGCUCGCGUCCGAGUCGCGAGAGCGAGAACGACGACUGGUAGCGAGUAAGUUAACCCGAUUGUACGAGAUCAAUUACUGUUAGCACGAGCGAUCAGCGUAACGCUCUUAGCGACACUACUCGAAAGAUGUUAAACUAACGAAGUACCAUUAAUGUAUAUAUAUAUAAUAUCGAGCAGUACCGACUUACCGUUUAUGUUGGAAUCCAAUUGUACCAGAAUUCGUAAGGCAAUUAAAAGAGAAGGAAUAACGAUUAUUUGUGGGAGACACACGGGAGAUUCUCAUUUUCAGCGAGCCACCGCCCAGCGGCGCCCCCCGACCCGGAGGGGCGAGGGGAAACGACGCGCGUCGAUUUUUGCCCGUUUAGAAAAGCCCGCACGAGAAAUUGGAUCAUUUAUUUGCAUAACGCCCCGGCCCCCCUCGCCCCCGACCGAGCCCCUGUCCUAGUCCCCGACAUCCAGUCGCAUUUUUAAUUAAACGACUGGAUUUUCGACCGAGGUCGAGUUCAUUUCGCGGUCCGCGCCGAGCGCGCUGGAAAACGACGUGUUGUUACGGGGAUGGGAGAACUCUGUGCGCGUAUCGCAUAUGGCGAAAGCUGCGAAUACAGCGGGACAUUUCGUGUUUCUUAUGCACUUGGCCGACUCACUCGCCGACGUCGCGACGAUUCUUCACCGGCGCAAAAUAACGGUAGUUUAUUCGCCGUCAUGCGUUUUCCACCGUGCCGGCGAACGAAAGUCCGCGCUCCCGUCGUCCCGCGAGGCGCAAAACGCGUACAUCUCGAGCAGCAUCCAUCCCAGUUACCUCGUUCCUUCUCCCACAGCUCCUCCCCGUCGAACGAGAAUUACGUGACGUCGAAACUCGUCGAGCGUAAUGGAGGACGAAAAGAAGAAGAAGAAGAUAGGACAGAAGAGGAACAAGAAGAAACUCCGGCAAAGUCAACACGCCCGCGAAGACAACGGACGCC